AUGAGAUUUAUCGUAACUCUAUGCACGAUUUGCAUAGUUUUACUAUCAAACUGUGGAGGUGGUAAAGCCUCAAAUCCUCAGGGUCAAGCGACUGCCAGUGCUGCUCUUCGCACAUCAGGCACACAGGCUCAACAAGGAGGGGUUAAGGCUGAACUGGAUGCUCAAUCAGCUCCCCAGCAAAUCUCAAAACCCAAUACACAGGCUUCUACACAUUUUCAGCCUAUUCCACAAACCCAGGCUAAUCCAGGGGAUGAUCAAGCGACAGCCACUACUCUUAGUACACCAGGCCCGUCAAACUUGGAUAAAAAUCAGGUAGAAACAUCUACCAAGGAGGACCAACUCACUCCUGUUGUUACGAAUAAGCCUGGCACAGUCCAAGAUAAUUCUGCUGGAUCUAAAAACUUUGACAUUGAUUUAGCUAAAGCAGAUCUAGAAAAGGUACUUGUAGACAAGAUAGAGGAUGAGAACAUCACACACUACAUGUACCAUCCUAAUGGAGCUACACAUAUCCUCUCUGUAAAUUUUGGUCCAACUACUCUUUGGACCGCAGGUUAUAGUGAGAAGCUAUUGCGUGCCAAUGUAUAUCAGAAAAAGGGCUCUUCUUCUCUUGUUCAUCUCUACAUUAAAAGUUCCGGUAAAGAGGUCCACAAGUACUUUGAAAAGGGCAGUGACAGUUAUACUGAACUGGGAAUGGAUGAUUUUAGAGCCAAACAUGAAGAACUGCUACGGUCAGAACCAGCUGGACCGACGGAUCCGAAUAAUCUAAGGAAGGGUUCUGGUCACAUGCAUGACUAUCUAAACGUUAUUGAUAUACAAAACCCUGAUAAAUCGCUUUGUAAAACCUUCGAAUGCGUUAUGGACGAUGUUGAUACACUUUUAUGCGUUCCGUUUUGGGGAUUAAGUGAGGUAAAGUGCGGUUCUACUAGUUUAUGGCAGGCAGAGGAUGAUAAAAGAUGUACUCUUCUAAAGAUACACUAUGAUAAGGAUAAAAAACCUGUUAUGAUUCAUGCAACUGCGGAAUCUUGUUCUGAAGUUGUUGCUUACUCAAAAGUAAAGGAUAAAAACAAAUGGAAGAAUGUUCAUAUCUACGACAAGGAACUUAAAAAUUUCGCUACAACCAGGAAUUCUGUUAAUGGAUUCGUCUUGGAUGUCAUGGAUGUAGAAAAAACAGAAGAAUGUGACGUUGUUAAACUCAGUCUCUUUGGAAUGUCUACAGUGCUAUUUAUUCCAAAACCAGGAUUCUACACAACCAGAGUUACUUAUGGUGAUGUACAACUUUAUGAAUCUAACCAGAGUAAGUGUGAAAGGGUUAAUGUUGCUUAUGUAACUCGCUACAGCUCGAGUAUUUCCCUGAUGUUCAUAGUUGUUUCAGAUAAGGAUUGUGCUGCGGUGCAUUUUCGUAUAAAAAAAGGUGACAUGCUUCACUCCCUGGACGAGGAAACAUAUUUUAAACUAGUAAAAAGUAUGAAAACCAGGGAGGUUGGCUUUAACUACCAGACUUAUGAUAUAUUAUCACCUGAUCCAGGAUGCAAAACUGUGGAGUCCUCUAUGGGUGACAUACCGGCAAAGUUGCUCAUUCCACCAACUGGAACUUGCAUAAACGGAUUUACAUCGGGCGAAAAUAUGAUUUGGGGAUCUGCUACUACUUCUGAAAUUUGCGCCUUUGCAAUAACAUACCUUAAAGGAGGGAAUCCUUACAUUUUACAUCUAAUGAGGGUUAAUUCUACUGGACAAGAAGAGAUAUAUUACAUAAAAGGAGAUGAUGGAUGGAAAGUAUGCAUAGAUCCUAAGAAAUUUCUUUCUGGUCUUAGAACACCUGAAAACCCUGUAAACUUUGAGUUGAACCUGCGUUCACAGAAAGAUGAGAGGUCACAUAUAGUUGAUAUGAGAGCUUUCGUAUUUCCAAUGAUGCUCUUUGUUCCAAAGGCUAACAAUGUUGCAACUUCUGUUAAAUAUGGUGAAGAAAAGGUAAUUGGAAGUGUAGGCAAGAAGGAAAGGGUUGCUUUCGCUGUAGUUUACUUCAAGGAUGAGAACCCAUUCCUCCUGUACAUACUUCUUAGAGACUCUUCUUGUAAACCAGAAAAAAAGUACUACGAGAGAAAGGAUAAUAAGUGGAGUUCUGUAACGUGGAAUUUUCGGUGGAAGGUAUGGACUAUAGGGAAGACGAAGAAGGAGAAUUUUAACAAAAAAUUAGGUCCAAUUGCAGUUUUCAAGUAA
Messenger RNA from Theileria equi strain WA, 2217 nucleotides. RefSeq lists its product as hypothetical. The transcript has a single exon. Bases 1 to 2217 code for a protein of 738 amino acids. The record is from RefSeq and is a predicted model, not a curated record. NCBI's taxonomy places the organism in Eukaryota, Apicomplexa, Aconoidasida, Piroplasmida, Theileriidae.